Molecule: messenger RNA, 1851 nt
Organism: Stylophora pistillata
Lineage: Eukaryota; Metazoa; Cnidaria; Anthozoa; Scleractinia; Pocilloporidae
Product: synaptic vesicle 2-related protein-like
Biological process (GO): transmembrane transport
Cellular component (GO): membrane
Molecular function (GO): transmembrane transporter activity
Source: RefSeq, a predicted model, not a curated record
AUGGUGUUGUUCAGCCUGAAAGUUUAUAUCAGCACAGGCGACACAGUUGAAAGGUUAAGCCCGACGGCGCAAAUUCCCACGGAAGAGAAAUUAGCUCUCACAGCCGAAAACAGUGAUCCAGCGGUGGAUUUAUCCGAGGAUUCUAAACAGGAAGGUAAAUCCACCUACACUGUGGAAGAGGCGAUUGACAAGCUCGGUUAUGGACCUUUUCAAGUAAAACUUAUGUUUGUUAUUGGAUUGGCCUGGAUGGCAGACUCUAUGGAAGUGACAAUCCUGGCGAUUGUGUGUCCCGCCAUCAGAUGUGACUGGAAUUUGGCCACUUGGCAAGAAGCCACUAUUACUACGGCCGUUUUUUCUGGGAUGACAGUAAGCACCUGUUUAUGGGGCUACGUCUCGGAUAACUUUGGACGAAAGAAGGAAGUCCUGGCUUGUACUAUCGUCGUUUUCUCCGGCGGACUACUGAGUACAUUUGCGCCAAACUACUUUUGGAUCAUGGCGUUCAGUACCGUGGUGGGACUGGGUAUGGGGGGCGUGGCACAAUGCUGCGUCAUUUUUGUUGAUUACAUACGAUCAGUUAUCUCAGUAGAACCCAAUUUAUCAUGGUCCCUUGGAUCCUGUUUGGAAAUUCUCGUUGCACUGGUGGUCAUGCCCACCCUAGGGUGGAGAUGGCUGUUCUUUAUCUCUUGCAUACCUCUGCUUCUUUUUAUAUGUUGUUGCAAGCUCGUCCCAGAAUCUCCUCGAUUUUAUAUGGCUGCAGGCAAGCCAGAGAAAGCUUUGUGAAUUCUGCAAAAGAUUGCCAAAGAAAAAAAUAAGGAGGUGCCUCCGGGAGAAUUAGUCGCUACCGAACAACAGGAGGUUGCGCGGGGAAGGAUAACAGAUCUAUUUUCUCCUGAAUUCCGAAGAUCUACUAUUUUAUUAUGGAUUAUUUGGUUUAGUAGUCAUUUUGUGAUAUACGGAAUAGCGCUUAUAACGACAGAAAUGUUCUCAAGAGUAGACCUGUGCAGAGGUAUCAAUACAGAAGGGGUUCAUACUGCAGAGGAAGCUCCCUCUGAUACUUCUCACUGCAAACAGUUAGAUUAUGAGGACUACGGCAAUUACUUCAUUGUAAUGUCCGGUGAUCUCUUAGGAUUAGUGUUUAUAUUUUUCAUGGUGGACAAAAUAGGUAGGAAAAUGGUUCAAUUCGUGGCUUUCUUGGGAAGUGCAAUCUUUCUAGCAGCCUUGUUCAUUUGCACAAGAAGUCGGUCAUCGACCACGCUGUUUUUGUAUGCCUCCCGUAUGUUUAUCAGCAUUGCUGACAUGUGCGGUUAUGUAUACACACCGGAGGUGUAUCCCACGAGUAUGCGCGGCAUCGGGUUGGGCGCAUGCUCAGGUGCGGCGAGGAUCGGCUGUAUGAUAACUCCAUUUGUUGCUAUGGUAAGUAAAAUGACCUUUCCUCGAAAGAGUAAGAAAAUAACUGAUGUCAUUGUUUUCAUUGGCAGUCGGUCAUCGACCACGCUGUUUUUGUAUGCCUCCCGUAUGUUUAUCAGCAUUGCUGACAUGUGCGGUUAUGUAUACACACCGGAGGUGUAUCCCACGAGUAUGCGCGGCAUCGGGUUGGGCGCAUGCUCAGGUGCGGCGAGGAUCGGCUGUAUGAUAACUCCAUUUGUUGCUAUGGUCCUCAUGCCACACUCCAUUCUCCUAUCCCUUGGGUUCUACAGCGCUUUUUCCGUUCUGGGCGUAGUCACUGUUCUUUUUCUCCCAAUCGAGACUAAGGGACGAGCAUUGCAGGACUAUUGACAUGAAUGCAUUUGGCAAAUGCAGCGACAAAAGGACGUAUCGACUUAACUUAACAACAGGCGUCACACAGUUUCA